Molecule: messenger RNA, 3493 nt
Organism: Monascus purpureus
Lineage: Eukaryota; Fungi; Ascomycota; Eurotiomycetes; Eurotiales; Aspergillaceae
Source: the annotation of a GenBank genome assembly
CUCAAGGCCCCUCUUCUUCGUAUCUUGCCUCUUUAUCGGUCCUCUAUAAUUCUCCUUUUGUUUUCAAUUUAAUCCCUUCAAAUUACUGGAUUCUUGUCUCCCACCUCUCUAGAACCAUGAUAAUCUCUUCUCUCAAUCCAUCGCGCACCCUUUGAGAUAUCACUCUGGCACUCUUCUAUCCCGCGUCAGUCCUUGUCCCCAAACACCAGCAAGUCAUCUACGUUGAUAACAUUCCUGCUCUUCUGGAUUGUUCUGAGUAACACCGCAACUUAACUUCAUUGACCCCAGUACGCGCCCGUCUAUGCUCAUCAAAAACACAGACAGGUUUGCUUCUCUGGGACAAAGACAACAUGGAUAUUUCAGCAGAGGAGCGGCUUAAAAUGCUGCAAAUGGCGGACUUAGGAACGGCUAGACGGGAAUACAUCUCGACUGUAGAUAGUAAGAACAAGCAGCUUACUGGCGUACGACUAGAAGAUAUCGAAGCAUCCCGGCUGUCGAACAUAGCUGGAACUGAAGCUCAGCGGAUGGCUGAGCAGAAUAAGUCAAAGCUUUCUAAAUGGGCCAGUGGGUAUCUGAGAUCCUUGGAAUUAAUCGGUGCAGCACGCAGUUGACUAAAUUUCAUAACAGACAUGUAUAAAGAGCUUGGAGACACUGAAGACUUGGAACAACUGGAUAAUCUGCUUGAUGGCCAGACCCACCGCAUUCGGUCCUUAUUACAAGGUAAUAAUAGCAGAAACAACGAUAUAGGCAUCAAGUCUACAGAAACCCUAUCUAUGAGGCGCCCGGAAAGAAGUUCUGGGCGCGGCGGUGGUGUCAUUGGAACGAGAGGUCGUGGAUCAAUGUCAUCUAUCGGCAAUAGGACAACCCAGGGUGCUGUAUCAAAGUUAGGAAAUCAGAUUAUUGAGACUUCGCGCAAAGGAAACCGUGGUCUUGAUCCUGCUCUUGAUCCAGAUGGGGACCAGAAAGGCGGCGGAUUCAAGUCGAAAUAUAAACCAGGUGGCAAGAAGCAACCACCGGCGUUUCUUAGGACCAGACGGGUUGCACCCAUGCCUGCCGGUGAUUAUUCGCGACUUCUCAGUUCUCCUGAUGAUUUUCUGGCCGUUGCCCGUAGUAUGGUCCGGAAACCUCCACCUGAUAACACUAAAGCCUCUGACAUUGCAUCUCCUAAAGAGCAAAAGCCAGUCCAGGAUACUAAGGCACAAGGUGCUGUCGUUACAGCCAAGAACCUUGCUCCUAGCUCCACUCGACGACAUGGCAAUACAGCUCCUUCGGCAGUCGAUGUAAAAACAGUCCCAGCAAAGGAAGUUGCCGUCCCUACUACUGCUCCAGUGGCUGGUAGACCUCCCGCUUUGCGCGUGUUGACCUCAACGCCAGAAAGGCCUAAAACCGAGGGUCGUUCCAAAGGCACUAGCUUACCAUCUUCGGGACAAGUUACCUCUUCAUCAAAAACUGGAAACGGUCAAGCUGAAGGGAAGAGUUCAUUGCUCAAAGGAUUAACUGCUAAUCUUCCCCAGCCCAUUCUAUCGCGCCAGGAAGGCAUCUCUAGAGGGCACGAGAAGGAUAAGACCAAAAGAGAAAAGGUUGAGCUUCUUGUUGAUUUCGACUCUUCGCCGGAUAAUGCAAUAACGAAGAACUCAAUGGCGAACAUGGACCAAAGCUUUUUAAGGAGCCCUGUAUUUGAUGACUUGGAAGGAAUCGAUUUUUCCAUUCAGAAUACCACUGAUACCACGCUUUCACUAAAACCUCCGUCAUCCAGGUUUCCAUUCAGCUGCGGAAAGAAGCUCGACUUCAAGCAAGAUGCUGAUGAAAAGAAAGAUUCCGAUGUUGCAGCAGUCUCCAACGCUGAUGACGAUGAGCAUCUGUCGAAAUAUCGACGUGGUUUAUCGAUGAUUGACAACCUCAUGGAGAUAAAGGCUCUUCCAGACGAAUAUCUAUACAAACUGGAAGAAUGCAGAAAAGCAUUGGAAUCGCGACUUACCCUGGCUGAUCAGCCAUUUACUGCACAACCAGUACCAUCCAAACCUGAACAGCCGGCGCGAGCUGGUAACCCUCGGGAAGCUCUUCGGGCUGGUCCUUCGAUCAACAAGCCUGGCACAGACGAUGAGAGAGCCAAAGAUUUGGAAAAAGAUAAAUCACCUAUUCAAGAGCCAACCGACCAGUCGGGUUCGAUCAUGCAGAGCCCCCCUCUCUCAGAGAACCGACUUAGAUAUGCUGUUACUGCGCCCGAGUUCAUCCCAAGAAAGCCGAGCUUUACAAAAUAUCGGUCCCCAACGCACAGCAUUUCAAGCGAUUCAUCUGCUUCGAGUGAUCUGCCCUCUCUUAGAAAGGUCUUACAACCUAAUUCCCCUUCUCCCGGCGACAAAGCCAAGGUACUCAGUCCAUUACUUGAUCCGUCUACAUCGCCCUCUCUUAGCAAGGUCAAGGUAAUUGCCCCGCUACCUGGUCAACCUACUUCUUCCUCUCCCGGUGACAAAGUCAAGGUAAUUGGUCCAGCGCCUAGUCCGCCACAUCAUAUUUUUGGAGAUCACUUAUUUCCCAGAAGGCGUACGGCUCAGGAUUCGCAGACCGAAGCUAGUCCAUCCCGUCCAGCGAGCUCUUCUGAUAAACCCAAGUUCCAAAUAUCAAUCCCUCCCCAACGAUCUGUGCUAUCAGAGGCGCAGCCCUCCUUCUUCGAGGGAUUGGGUAUCUCCAUGUCAACUAAUAUCAUAGAGUCGCAAAAGGGAAAAGCUAGACUCUUCUCGCCAGAUCCUGAGACAAAGCCUCUCACUCCAACCGGCGUACCUCUUCCAGAAUCAAGCAAGGAAGAGUCCAAUAUUACACCGACGAAGACCCAAUCCAGAGCUCCAUCCUUGACGUUGCAUUCAAGUGGUCCGAAGGUUAUUGGACCCGGUACUUCCCACGCCUCGCAAGAGUCAGUCCACGCUCCACACAAUUCUCAGCAGUCAAUUCCUGCCCCCAAAUUGUGUCAACCAUCUGUGCUCACACCUAACCCGACUGAGCGUCGUUCUACUAUGAACAGAUCUGUUUCUGGUGGCCUUCAAGGCCCAACCUGGGCAUCUGAUGAAAACAAUAAGCCCUCACGUUAAAUCAGAAUUUCCUAUUCCCUUCAUUCCUGAAUAUGAUGUCAUGAAUCAUGCAUAAUAAUUCCUGCGUAUGUGCAAAUUUUCAUGGUAGCCUCGUUUCCCUCCAUUACUCUGAUUCUGUUGCUUUCUCUAUUUUUCUUUUAAUCUGUUUCCUUUUAUGACCUUCAAACUCUCUGAUUUCUCAUUUCUUUGACAAUGUGAUAAUGUGAUAAUGUCAUGAGUGAUGCCCUAGGAAUAAAUGAUGAUUAUUGAAUUGUCUGUCUGUUAUUUCUAUCUUGUGUUUUGUAUUGUAUCAACAUUCUUCUUUUCUUCUUUUACUUCAAUGCUGAAUUGUUCUUAUUUAGAUACUAACUACAAUGUACUCUAUGGAGAGUAGUAAAUUAUCCAGCUACACAGUUAGCUCAUUAUCA